Prunus armeniaca (apricot) is the source of this 309-nucleotide messenger RNA. The record is from the annotation of a GenBank genome assembly. Lineage: Eukaryota; Viridiplantae; Streptophyta; Magnoliopsida; Rosales; Rosaceae.
AUGUUUAUGGUUCUGCUUAUGAAUCAGAAACUUUACAUCGAAUCAAUGAUUUACCAGACAUUGGAUCUUUAUCUUGACAGCUAUUUGACUCCAGAAAGAUGCGACAGGAAAUCUAUUCCUCAAUCUGAAGAUGGAUUUCCUUCCCUGUGGAAAGAUGGCACUUGCAAACUAGAUGAGUUUAUAAGGAAAAAUGCGGAAGCCAUCUAUGCUGCAAAUCUGAACCUUCUUGCAUUUUCUGGGCAAAAACUACGUGGUGAACGGCUGGUCUUGAUGGUUUGGAAAUCACCAGUAUGUAGUUGGGCGGCCUAA